UUAUGUAUGGAUGUUUUAUUUACUAGUUAAGUGAUAUUUUGUUACAACUGGGGAUGUCCCUUGAGUAACUGCAGAGUGUGGUGACAAUUGUAUUAGUGCGUCCGCGCAACAACACAAAUUUUUAUACAGUUAUGAUGUGAGGACCACAUCAGCUAGAGAAGGAAAUACAUAUUUUUUCCUGAUAAAAGAUCUGUAAAAUGAUGAUAAGGAUGUUUGCUACGGACUGAAGGUGUAUUCCUAAAUUUUGAGGAUGGUGCCAUUGCCAGCUGAAUACAGUCCCACUUUCUGGGACGACUAUCAGAAAGAUCAGAUUGAAUUAACUUGCCUUCUUCCCAAUGGGAUUAUCAUACUAUUACUCUGCCAUGAUGCCAGCACACUUGCUGAAAUCAAGGAGGACUUGUGGGAGGAGGCUGCCAAGUUUCCUCUCUAUGGCAAAUUGUAUGAUUACUCAAUCUACAAGUUCACAUGCUUUAACAACAGAGCUGAGGAGGAACACCUUACAGAUGACAGUAGACGUAUAAAGGACAUAAAGCCAGUUGGGGCAUUCUUGAGAGUUAGCAUAUAUGGAAAUGACACUGCUGAAACUAUAUUAAAUCAACAAAUUGGACAUGUUAUUGGCAAACGUCUUCACGAGUUCGACGAAUUGAACAGCAGCGAAGUGAAUGACUUCCGCUUUAAGAUGCGUAAAAUGGGCGCCGACUUCGUCGACUCGUACCGCCCAACUUGGCAGGAACAGGUCGCGUACCAGUUCCCGUCCCGGCUGUCCAUCAGCAGCAAGAUCCACAAGGACACCAUGUCCCAGAACAAAAACAUCAACAUCACGGCGACAAUAGCGCAAGAAAACAGCGAGAUGAGCUCGCACACGUUUAACGUGCCGCCCGACAUUACGCCGCAGAAAUUGAUCGAACUGAUUCUGAACAAGAGGUCGAUUAUAUUGAAGAGAUGCGAGAAUCCGGACAAUUACGUGCUAAAAGUGUGCGGCCAGGACGAGUACUUCGUCGGUGAACAUCCAUUGAUACAGUACGAGUAUAUUCAGGACUUCGUUAGUAGGGAUCUAACGCCGACGCUCGUCAUGGUUUCGAAGAAUGUUAUUCCACUGUCUACGCCAAGCAUUACACUAGUUAAUAAUGAGGAGAAGAAGACUAAGUCCUCUUAUUCGACAUUAACUCUACGGAAGCGUGGCAAGUACAAAUCAUCGUUGCAGAUCGAUGAGAAGUACAGGAUAACAGUAAAGGAAGCUGACGGUUUGGAUUGUGAUGCCAAAAAGGUUUCAGAGGUGGGUAUACAAGUCGGUUUGUUCCACGGAGGAAAGUCCCUGUGUCAGCCGUUAAAAGCAGAAACGAAGGACAUCAAGGAACAAGUAAACUUCAACAAAAUACUAACGUUCGACAUCGACGUGUGCAACAUACCCAGGAACGCAAAACUGUGCUUUGUGGUCUAUGAAGUGCACCGAUUGCAACGUGGAUCCAAAAGCCGAAAAACAAAAGAUAUGCCCAAUUACAAUUAUCUGGCGUGGGCCAAUACAACUGUAUACGAUUUCAAAAACCAACUGAGGACCGGUUCGAUGACCCUCUAUUUCUGGACGUCGGCCGAGGACAUAAUGUCCGAGGACGCCUUCCAUCCAUUGGGCACCGUCGUCCAGAAUCCCAACGUGCAAUUUUCAAUUUCGCUCACAUUAGAUUUCACGUCGUACAUCGAUGAUUCGCAACAAUUUUUCUACACACCCAUAGACUGCAUUUCGAAUUACGAAAAAAUCGAAAUAAUGAGCCCCCCUCAACCGAGCGAUAUUGAAGCGUCAAAGAAGAUCCUAGAGGAAAACGACAACUUCAUGGACGUGCACGAACAGGAACGUAAAAACAUUUGGUAUUUGAGGGAAUACUGGAGGACACAUUAUCCGGAGUUUUUGCCUAAAUUAUUGCUGUGCAUCGAUUGGGACAAACGCGAUGAGGUCGCAGAAGUAGCGACGAUGCUUCAAACCUGGCCCAAGUUGCCCGUCGAGAAAUCCUUAGAGUUGCUCGACUAUGCCUACGCCGACCAAGGUGUUCGAUCCUUUGCCGUCAAGUGCCUCAAAGAUAUGACUGAUGAAGACUUACUGUUGUAUUUAUUGCAAUUGGUCCAAGCAAUUAAACACGAAUUGCAUUUGGAGAGCGACCUGACAACGUUCCUGAUCCAAAGGGCCUUAAACAACCAGAAAAUUGGACACUACCUCUUUUGGCAUUUACGAUCGGAGAUGCAGCUGCCGGCGGUUUCCCUGCGGUUCGGCCUCAUAUUGGAGGCGUAUCUAAGGGCGCGACAGGAACAUAUCCCCAUUCUCGCUAAACAACUAGAGAUGCUCGAAAAAUUCAAGAAGGGUACGGAAGUCGUUUGUACCAAAGGUCGCGAUAAGGAGAAAGCGAAAGCGGCGCUCCGGGAGUUCUUGUCCGAACCGGAUACGAUGAAAGUUAUGAACGACCUGCGCAGUCCCCUCGAUCCCAGUUUUAGGUGUUCGAAUGUCAAGAUUGAUAAGUGCACUGUGAUGGACAGUAAAAUGCGUCCGUUAUGGAUCGUAUUUGAAAAUUGGGACAAGUAUGGGGAGGAAGUAUUUGUGAUAUUUAAAAACGGCGAUGAUCUGAGACAAGACAUGCUCACUUUACAAAUGCUUAGGAUAAUGGAUCGGCUGUGGAAACAAGAGGGAUUAGACUUAAGGAUGAACGCCUAUAAUUGUAUAUCAAUGGAACACAGGGUGGGAAUGAUACAGGUGGUGCGGAACGCAGAAACCAUCGCCAACAUCCAAAAGGAGAAAGGAUACUUCAGUGCGACGUCAGCGUUCAAACGUGGCCCGAUCCUCGACUGGCUCAGAGAUCACAACAAGCCUGAACCUGAGCUGAAUAAGGCUGUUAAUGAGUUCACUCUUAGCUGUGCGGGAUACUGUGUGGCCACUUAUGUACUUGGAAUCGCCGACAGGCAUUCCGAUAAUAUUAUGGUCAAAGAAAAUGGACAGAUGUUCCACAUAGAUUUUGGUCAUAUUUUGGGACACUUCAAAGAGAAGUUUGGCUUUAAACGAGAACGCGUUCCAUUCGUGCUUACCCACGACUUCGUCAACGUGAUAAACAAGGGUCAGAAGAAUGCGUCUGAGUUUUCUAAGUUCCAGGAAAAUUGCGAGAAGGCCUUCAUGAUCUUACGGAAGCACGGAAAUUUAAUUUUGUCGCUGUGUGCAAUGAUGAUUUCUACCGGUUUGCCGGAACUGAGCUCAGAAAAGGAUCUCAAUUAUUUGCGCGAAACUUUGGUACUCUCAAAAACAGAUGAAGAAGCCUUAAAUCAUUUCAGAGCUAAAUUUAUGGAAGCGCUCACUAAUUCGUGGAAGACUUCCAUUAAUUGGGCUACGCAUAACAUAGCGAAAAAUAAUAAGACGUAGUCAACGUUCUUUUCGCCCUGGAAAGAAGAUUGCCAAAUUUCCCAAAACAAGUGCCAACGUAAAUAAUAAAAACCUAGACAAAUUUCAAGUAAAUCAAUUAUUUGAAUGAUUUUCAAGCAUAAAUGCCCUAGUGGCAAUGAAUUGCUUGCUAACAUUUCACCAACACAAAUGGUUGGUAUCUUCAUAUUGAUUUGAUUCAAUAAACUUCUAGAGAUGCCAACCACCCGAGUUAGGAAACAAUUCAUUGAAACGACGACCUUCGGAAGUUGCAUUAAUUUAAUAUUUGUUUUGAUAAACCUUUGGAGGUACCAACCACUUGAAUUAUAAUUCAUUGCCACUGGCUUUUAUGCCAGAAAGCCAUUCAUAUAAUUAGUAAUGGCCGCGAAAGCUUAAACACUUAUAUUCAAGUGAAUCGUCUUUCAGAAAUAAACGAAUUUAUCGGGUCGAUCUGAUUUUCUAUCUUAAAGUUAAUAAAUCGAUCGUUAAAAAAUUAUGAUAGUUCUAAAAUUAUUAAUAUUAUUGGUUAAGAGUUAUUGAUUUAUAUAGAGAAUCGUUUUAAUUUUGGAACGUUGCUUCCAAAAUCUUAGUUGUGAUAUUGGUUGUUUGAGACUUGUGAUUUUUUCUAUGUAUUGUGAUAGGAUAACACGUAUUUUUAAAGUAUUUAGGCGAUCUUCGAAAAGGGCCUAAUGGUCUGUAGGGUAUUUUAUCAGAUUCAGUUCCCAUUGUAACUAGAACUUUUAUAGUAAAUUUUGUUAAAACUUAAGAUAAAUUUAGAACUGUCAGUUUAUUUUUAAUUUGAUAUUAUGUAUUACGAUAUUUUUUGAAUUUUUAUUUUGAUAGCCAAUCUAAAAUCUAUCAAAUUCCCUUUGAUUGGUACUUUUAAGCCCCAGAACACUUAAAAAUAUACAAAUACAUUUUUCGAGCAAAUUUCCGAAUGCGAAUCACUGUUUACAGCCAUUAUGUUCCGUAAUUGGUGAGUACCACCGUAGCUUUUUAAGAAUUAUCGACGGUGUGCGAACGUGACGCCCCGCAAAUCGACUGAAAAUCGCAACCAGGCUUCAAUAUUAUUAAAUGUACGUAAAUGAAGUUGUGGCCUGAGAUUUUUUGUAAGUUUUGAAUGGUGCAAACAGAUGCAUGAUAUUUUACUGCCACAUAGUCAUAUUAAGCGUAUUUGUAGGGAUGUAUGUAUGGGAGAACAUCUUUGCAUCCUUAUGAAUGCUCCUCUUAUAAACUCGACUGUAAAUUAUUUUUACGCUUGUUCUUCUUUUUGCAUUUUUUUUGAGAAUAUAUAGUUUUAAUAAGCUGGGCUAAACUUUUUAUUUAUUGUAUGCUUAUUUAUAAAAUUUUGUUAAUAUGUAACUCCUUCAAGUUUACAAAUUAUACUUGUUUGCUGCAGUAUAAAUAUUA
Messenger RNA from Aethina tumida (small hive beetle), 4801 nucleotides. RefSeq names its product phosphatidylinositol 4,5-bisphosphate 3-kinase catalytic subunit delta isoform (gene Pi3K92E). Bases 251 to 3394 code for a protein of 1047 amino acids. Gene Ontology annotation, cellular component: plasma membrane; cytoplasm; phosphatidylinositol 3-kinase complex. The record is from RefSeq and is a predicted model, not a curated record. Lineage: Eukaryota; Metazoa; Arthropoda; Insecta; Coleoptera; Nitidulidae. Gene Ontology annotation, molecular function: 1-phosphatidylinositol-3-kinase activity; 1-phosphatidylinositol-4-phosphate 3-kinase activity. The transcript has 13 exons. Gene Ontology annotation, biological process: phosphatidylinositol-3-phosphate biosynthetic process; cell migration; phosphatidylinositol-mediated signaling.